Molecule: messenger RNA, 1370 nt
Organism: Durotheca rogersii
Lineage: Eukaryota; Fungi; Ascomycota; Sordariomycetes; Xylariales; Xylariaceae
Product: aromatic compound dioxygenase
Exons: 3
Coding region: 152-1084 (310 amino acids)
Biological process (GO): catechol-containing compound metabolic process
Molecular function (GO): ferric iron binding; catechol 1,2-dioxygenase activity
Source: RefSeq, a predicted model, not a curated record
UGUAUAUAUUCCAAGUGCUCCGCCUGCUCUCUAUCUAUAUAUUUCUCGUGUCUCCUCGUUCCUGUGCCCAUCCGGACGUCAGCCUUUCCUUCACCAGUUCCCCCCCAUCCUCCCCAGCCUCUCACCAUCCGUCCUUCGAACAGUCCCCAAGAUGUCUUCCGUGACUAACGGCGCAUCGGCGGCAGAGGCCUCCAAGCCUUCCCGCUUCGAUCCCAACUUCACUCAACAUGUCAUCGACACUAUGGGCCCCAAUACUACUGAGAGGAACCGGGUGGUCUUGAGUGCGCUGAUUAGACACGUCCACGACUUUGCUCGCGAAGUCGAGCUUACGAUCGACGAAUGGCUGGCCGGCGUCCGCUACAUCAACGAGGUCGGCCGCGUCUACACCGAGUCCAAGCAGACGAGGAACGAGACGCACCGACUGUCCGACAUUCUCGGGCUCGAGACACUGGUCGACGAGAUCGCGCACAAGAUCAUCUCAGAGACGGACGUCGACCCGACGUCGUCGGCGAUCCUGGGGCCGUUCUGGUCGCCGAACGCGCCGUUCCGAGAGAACGGGGACACGAUCAUCCAGAACCCGGCGCCGAACGGGCGGGUGACGCUCAUGCACGGCGUGAUCAGCGACCUGGUGACGGGCAAGCCGAUCCCCGGGGCCGUGUUCGACCUCUGGCAGGCGUCGGCCAACGGCAAGUAUGACUUCCAGGACCCGGACAACCAGUCGCCCAACAACCUGCGCGGCAAGUUCCGCGCGGACGAGAACGGCAAGUAUUGGUUCUACUGCUACUACCCGACCGCCUACUCGCUGCCCCGCGACGGCCCCUCGUGGCAGCUGCUGCAGAUGAUGGACCGCCACCCCAUGCGGCCCGCCCACAUCCACAUCAUGGUGACGCACCCGGACUACAAGGGCUGCACGACGCAGCUGUACCCGAAGGAGGACCCGUGGCUGUCGUCGGACACGGUGUUCGCGGUGAAGGACGACCUGGUGGUCGACUUCAAGCCGCUCGAGGGCGACAGCAAGGCCGAGCUCGAGCUCAACUACAACGUCAUCCUCGCGCCGAAGGACUACAAGGGCAAGCCGUUCUAGACGAGCCGGCGCACCGACGCGGCGGGGGUCGAAACGCGAGCGCCUGCAGGCCCACACGGCGGGACAGCCGUCCGGGACUCGUCUUUGGGACUAGGACCCGUUAUCGAGAGAAAGGGGGGAUUUCCUGGCGUACUCGGUCGGAAGGGAAGGGAAGGGAAUAUUCACUAGCCGACAACAUCCGCUGCCAACGCGGAGAGGGAGAUCUGGUGGGGAAGAAGGACGAGGCGGUAUGGCCAUCAGGAUACGCUACGGGAUGCCUCACCCGGCGCCCAUCUGUCUCCUCUAC